AUGAUUUUGUUCCAAUGUCUGCGUUUCAAAAAGCUGGACUGGAGAACCACACGAACCCAGCAGAAACCACAUAAAAAGAAACUGAAAAACUUGAAGGCAGGCCACACCCUCCACCAUGUGGACGAAGCGCAGUACCCGAACCUAAACCGUAACUCUCUUAAGAAGAAGAAGAAGAAGAAUGAUGAUGAUGAUGAUGAUGAUGAUGAUGAUGAUGAUGAUGAUGAUGAUGAAAAUGAUGAUGAUGAUGAUGAUGAUGAUGAUGAUGAUGAUGAUGAUGAUGAUGGGAGAAGGUUUUUAUUCGCCUGA
Molecule: messenger RNA, 306 nt
Organism: Dibothriocephalus latus
Lineage: Eukaryota; Metazoa; Platyhelminthes; Cestoda; Diphyllobothriidea; Diphyllobothriidae
Source: the annotation of a GenBank genome assembly